AAUGCAGCCCCAGCCUCCUGCAGGAAGCAGUGCCGUGCUUUUUCCCUUUGGGAUACUGCAGCCCUUGCCGAGCCAGCGGCUGCUCGGUGCCAUGCUGCACGCUGCUGAGGCUGUGCCGUCCCGCACCUGCCCCGGGCCAUGCUGACAGCCACGGCUUGCGUUCUACCCCCUCCUCGCUCCUUCUCCCGCCGCUGCUGAGGGCAGGAGCUCUCCGGAGACCUCCCACCCCGGGCCUCAUCCCUCUUUACCCGUGAUCGGAUCGCCCUGCGCCCGCCGGCCGCGCCGCCACUCGGCGGCUGGGAGGCGGCCGGGGGAGGUCGCACCCGCUCCAGGCCAAGGCGCCGGGGGCCGGCUCGAGCGCUCCGCGGCGCCUGCGGGGCUGCCACGCGCUGUUGUCCUGUGUGCUUAUCUGGAGAUGGGAGGCAUUGAUCUCAGGGAUCGGUCUGUGAUUGAACUGGGAGCUGGAACUGGAUUGCUGGGAAUAGUGGCCACGUUAUUAGGUGCCCAUGUCACCAUCACAGACAGGGCAGCAGCACUGGAGUUCCUGGAGUCAAAUGUUGAGGCUAACUUACCUUCUGAACUACGUCCGAGAGCUGUGGUGAAGGAACUGACUUGGGGAAGAGACCUGGAUAAGUUCCCCUCAGGAGCAUUUGACUUCAUCCUGGGUGCGGACAUCGUUUAUCUGGAGGAAACUUUUGCAGAGCUGCUGCAGACACUGGAGCAUUUGUGCUCAGAGCAAACUGUGAUUCUUCUUUCCUGCCGCAUCCGCUAUGAACGGGAUCACAGAUUCUUGAGGAUGCUGAGAGGCUGUUUCUCUGUAUCUGAGGUCCACUAUGAUUCCAAUAAGGAGGUUCAUAUCUACAAAGCACAGAGGGGUAGUCACAAGGAUGACUUUUGACUCUGUGCUUUGUUCGUAAACCACUAAUGCUGUUCAAUCCUCCCCUUAUUUCUACUUGAUAUACUUGUUCCUGAGCAUGUAAUUGCAAUUGUGUUAUUUCACUGGCUUCUUGUUCUGAUGGUCUUGUCUGAUCAUUUGAUCUGAUACAGCAAGGAUUGUACUUCUGCUUAUUGAAUCUCUGCUUCAUUUCUCGGUAGAGUUGUAUAGGGUCUUCCACUGACUUUUUAUCAAAUGUAAUGUUUGAAACUGAUGUAAGUUGCAGAAAUCUCCAGGCAUCAAAAAAAGUCAUCAAAAGAUUUGUUUAAAAAUCAAACCACACUCAAUUUCUGUGGGAAGCCUCAAAAGAAAUUAGAGUGGGGGUUUUCCCCGUAUCACUUCCUUAACUCUUGAAAAACAGAAGUGGAUAAAAUAUAUAAACUAAGACACGAGCUCUAAAUGCUCUAACACUUCAGGUAUUCUAUAAGUUGAAGGUUGUGGUAAAAGAAGCUACUUAAGGGAAAAACCAACAAAGGCAGCUGCUAUAAAGUGGUUCUGUUGCUGUCACUGCUGAACUGAAGAGGCAUAGGGAAACAAAGAACAAGAUCAGGGUGUGUGUGUAAAUCAAUAUUGCAGAGUAAAGCAACUUAAGAAAUCAGUGGUGUUUUUACCUGACUUGUAAGCAUGGAGGCUAUGCCUGCAGUACCAAAGCAGUCAUAGGUCUUGAGUUGUCCCUAACAAGAAACCUUGCUUUCGUACAGAUCAAGGCUCCUUUAAGCAUAUACACAUGGGCAUGUGCCAGCACAGAAAGUGAAACAAGGAGACACAAACUGUUCUUUAAAUAUCAAAUCAAUCGUUGAUUCGCAAAGUACUGGUAAAUCAUGUUCUGUCUGUCUCUGUGGCUCACUGUCUCCAAGAGCUGUUAUUUAGGAGCAUAGGGUGCUGCUGUAAAGAUUUUGUAACUGGGGAGUACCUACUCUUGUAUUACUUGGGAACAGUGUCUAGAUGUCUGUGUGCUUUCUGGGCACAGUGUUCUAAGUAAAUGAUCUCAUACCUUGA
Molecule: messenger RNA, 1933 nt
Organism: Pezoporus occidentalis (night parrot)
Lineage: Eukaryota; Metazoa; Chordata; Aves; Psittaciformes; Psittacidae
Gene: METTL21A
Product: methyltransferase 21A, HSPA lysine
Exons: 3
Coding region: 416-898 (160 amino acids)
Biological process (GO): peptidyl-lysine methylation
Cellular component (GO): cytoplasm; cytosol
Molecular function (GO): protein-lysine N-methyltransferase activity
Source: RefSeq, a predicted model, not a curated record